AUGCCGCCCUCAUCUGCGCCGCCUAGCCGGCUCGAGACCCUUAAAGACAGGCUCAAACUCCGGGAGCAUCUCUCACGCUACUUUUCUGGCGACCAGAGCCUCUUUGUGCAAUCCACACCCGCUAGCGAACUGCCCAACAUUCGCAACCUUUGCGUCAUGUGUGACAAGCCCGGACAGAAGAAGUGCGGCAAAUGCAACCAAGCUGCUUACUGCUCUCGAGAAUGUCAAGUGGCAGACUGGCCCCAGCACAAGGCGCUGUGCAAGACCUUUGGUGACUUCGCCGAGGACAAACGCCCAUCUAACAGCCAUGUUCGUGCCAUCCUCUUUCCUGCAGCCGACGAUAAGCCCAGGUUUAUCUGGUUAGAGCAGAAGAUUAAGCGCCACGAGACUGUCGUGAUGUUGGACAAGUUUCUGGAUUCGACCUCUUCUGAUACUCAGAGCAUUAGCAUAAAUAACGCUCUCGCUGGCAUGGGCUUUGCUCCCAUCGGUCACGGCCUAGGAAUAAUCUCACAGUCGAACGAAGCAGGCGACAAUAUCAAGUUGACCAAGAGCAUCAUGUCCCUGGGCAAGGCUGGACACCUGGGACCAUGGUAUGGAAAUCACGCUGUUAUUGGUCUCAAGCAUGUAGCUCGACUCGACGGCAAGAACCAGGCCCCUAUGGGCAGCUCAGAUGGAGGCCGUACAGGUGCCAUACAAGAAUUCGAGGCUGUCCAUGGCCAUAGCUAUGGAGACUCGAGCAGCCAAUCAAAUCACGGCCAGGUAAUGGGUGACGAUGUCAAUUUCCGCGACUUUCGCCAUUCUGUUGAUGCAUUCCAGGGCUGGUUCCUGAACUACUGCAUUGUCAACCCAGUGCGCUACCACCGGCCUGUUAUUCCUGCGCUCUUGAUACACUGCGACGGUUGCUUUCUACGCUUCUCUGCCUUUGGAGCUUUGAGUCCUGUCCAGAAGGUCCAGGUUCCUGUCCAUAUUCUGCAUGAAUUCCAGGCCUUCAUUGAACAGGAACCAGCGACUGGUCCUCAACAGGUUGGGCUUGAGUGGUUCACCCGACGAUUCUCGCCACAGAGAGAAUUCGUCACGCAGCACAUCAAUAAGACAACUUUGAACAACGCCAUAGCUCGGUACUUGGUGCCUACUGACGGUAUUACCAACUUCCGACGCAAUGCAGCCCUUGGGAUGAGCCCUAACUGCAUCGACAUUGCAAAGCCUCUGGGUGGGUCCACGCUGCUGUUCGAUGGUCGAGGUGCCCCCAUCGACCCUGUACACCUGUACGCCUUGAACGAUUUUCUAGCAAGCGUUGAGGAGUAUCAGCCAAAAGACAUUCCCGCCAUAAAUGGCAAGAGGGAUAUCGUUCCACGCUUGUGGAUCAACCACCAUGAGCAUGGUGCCGGAAAAGGUUCAAAACCAGAGACAGCGUUCAAGGCCUUCUGGUCAAAGUGGAAGAAAGAGAAGCUGGAACGUGGUGUGGACCUGAGUGAAGUGCCCUCGCCCUAUGACAUCUCAGGCAUUCUCGACCACGAAGUGGUUUAUGCGGAGACUCUCACCAACAAGAUCUUUCACGGAGCGCACCACUGA
Messenger RNA from Neoarthrinium moseri, 1572 nucleotides. RefSeq lists its product as uncharacterized. Lineage: Eukaryota; Fungi; Ascomycota; Sordariomycetes; Amphisphaeriales; Apiosporaceae. Gene Ontology annotation, molecular function: DNA-binding transcription factor activity, RNA polymerase II-specific. The transcript has 2 exons. Gene Ontology annotation, cellular component: nucleus. Gene Ontology annotation, biological process: regulation of transcription by RNA polymerase II. Bases 1 to 1572 code for a protein of 523 amino acids. The record is from RefSeq and is a predicted model, not a curated record.